This is a messenger RNA of Phragmites australis (common reed), 2161 nucleotides long. Its product is annotated as alpha-1,3-arabinosyltransferase XAT3-like. The coding region runs from base 165 to 2027 and encodes 620 amino acids. The record is from RefSeq and is a predicted model, not a curated record. The transcript is spliced from 5 exons. Gene Ontology annotation, molecular function: glycosyltransferase activity. Lineage: Eukaryota; Viridiplantae; Streptophyta; Magnoliopsida; Poales; Poaceae.
GCCACCCCCUAGGUCUAAGUGUAGCCUAAUUCUAUUGCGCCUCUGCCAGCCUGCUCAUGACUAUUAGUCCUUCGAUCAACGUAGUCCAAUUCAACCAGGUUGGCAAUGUUAGGUUGGUACUGUAAAGGUAAAAGAGAGGCUUCAGCUGCACACCUACUCUGCUCAUGCGCGCAUGGAACAGGGCACAUGCAGAGCAAGAAUAUUAUAGCAAGAAAGUAAGAGCCAGUUCUUCGAUCGGAUGCCACUGGCUAGUCCCGACUUUUGCAUUGGCCGGAGCUAGCUUAAGCUCGGAGCUUCCUGAGACAAGAAACCAGCUAGAAGGUUGGUCGAUCGGCGCCAUGAAGGGUGGGAGAAGGCUGCCGCUGCCGCGGCUGGAGUCAAAGCGCAGGCUGUUGUCCUUCGUCGUCGGCGGCUUCCUCUUCUUCCUCGUCUUCCUCCUCUCCUCCCGCCACGACGCCGCCGUCUUACUCGACACCCACUCGUCGGGUCAACUUGAGCUUUCAAGUCGAGAUGGCAUCCUACCGCAGCAGGGAGAGAGCCACGGCCACCUGCAGCAGAGUGCCGAGCAGACAGUCGCGGAGGGGGUUAGCUACGCGGUGAGAGUAGAGGAGAGGAACGACGUCGAGAGAGAAGCAGAGCUGGAGGAGGGAGAGCGUGACAGCAACGCCGCCGCCGCCGCCGCAACAUCUAUUUCCGACGACCAAGCAGCAGCAGGCGCCGCGGAGGCGGUCCGGGACAACUCCGUGCACGUCACUGCCGCCGCGAUAGCCGAGCAACACGCCGCGGAUACGACGUCUCCUCAGCACGAACAUCCAGUAUCUUCUCCGGGGGACAUCACGAGGCGUCCAGAUUAUGUAAACCAGCAGCGGCAGCCGCUGUGCGACUUCUCCGACUUCCGCGCCGACGUCUGCGACUUCUCCGGCGACAUCCGCAUGGACGCCAGCGCGUCGGAGUUCAUCGUCGUCGACCCGGCUGGUGGCACGAACGGGACGACGUACAAGGUCCGGCCGUACCCGCGAAAGGGCGACGAGACGUGCAUGGGCCGCGUCACCGAGAUCACCGUGCGGACGACGGCGGACGCGGAGGCCGCGCCGCUGUGCACGAGGACGCACACCGCGCCGGCUGUCGUGUUCUCGAUCAGCGGGUACACGGGAAACCUCUUCCACGAUUUCACCGACGUGAUCGUGCCGCUGUACAACACCGUGCAGCGCUACCGCGGCGACGUGCAGCUCGUCGUGACCAACGUGGGCUCGUGGUGGCUCGCCAAAUACGACGCGCUCCUCCGCGAGUUGUCGUGCCACGCGCCGCUCGACUUCGCCAAGGCUGCCGCCGCCGGCGAGGUGCACUGCUUCCGCCACGCCGUGGUCAACCUGCGCGCGCACCGGGAGCUGAUCAUCGAGCGGGAGCGCAGUCUGGACGGGCUCGCGAUGCCGGACUUCACGCGGUUCCUCCGGCGCGCUCUCUCGCUGCCCCGGGACGCGCCCACGAGCCCCGGCGACGGCACAGGCAGGAAGCCUCGCCUACUCAUCAUCUCCCGCCGCCGCACCCGGCAGCUCUUGAAUAUUGAUGCCGUGGUCUGCGCGGCUGAGGAGGUCGGCUUCGAGGCCAUCGUGAACGAGUUGGAUCUGGCCGACGACAUCGCGCAGGUGGGGCGGCUGAUCAACUCGUUUGACGCGCUGGUGGGCGUGCACGGCGCGGGGCUGACCAACAUGAUGUUCCUGCCGCCGGGCGCGACGGUGGUGCAGAUUGUGCCGUGGGGCGGCCUGCAGUGGAUAGCGCGGAUGGACUUCGGAGAGCCGGCGGAGGCGAUGGGGCUCAGGUACAUCCAGUACGAGAUUGCCGUCCGCGAGAGCACGCUCAAGGAUAAGUAUCCCAGAGAUCACGAGAUCUUCAUCAACCCGACGGCGCUGCACAAGAACGGCUUCAAAUUUAUGAGGCAGACGUUCUUGAACGGCCAGGACAUCACCGUCGACGUGGACCGCUUCAGAGCGGUGCUGCUCCAGGCGCUCAAGAACCUCGCGCGUUAGAUAGCUGUUGCGUGCCUUGCUAGUUACAUGCAUGCGUGCACGUAGAACUACCUGGUAUAUAUAUACUAGUAACAUGUAUGUAUUCACAUUUGUAAUUGGAACUUUGUAAUGUUAUUGAGGUACACUUCACAUAA